Molecule: messenger RNA, 966 nt
Organism: Emiliania huxleyi CCMP1516
Lineage: Eukaryota; Haptophyta; Isochrysidales; Noelaerhabdaceae
Exons: 3
Coding region: 1-966 (321 amino acids)
Cellular component (GO): Golgi apparatus
Molecular function (GO): antiporter activity
Source: RefSeq, a predicted model, not a curated record
AUGCCGCUCUGCUGCGCCGCCGAUAGCCCCUCUUCCGAGCCGGCGCGUGGCGGCGAGCCGCGGCCAGUAUCGCUGGUGCUACGCGCGGUGCAUCUGCCGAUCACGGUCGUGAUGAUCCAGAUGGCCUUCACCGCCGGCAUUCUCUGCGUCGCGCCAUGCGGGUUGCACUUUGGCUCGCUCCAGCACGUGAUUCGGUGGAGCGUGACGGUGCCGUGGCUCUUCACCGCCAUGCUCACGUCCAGCAUGCUCGCGCUGCGCCACUCGUCGAUGGGCGCUAUUGUCGUGCUCCGCAACGUGGCGCCGCUCGUCUCGAUGGCCAUCGAGGGGGUCAUCACGGGCGAGCGGAUAGAGGUGGACGGCGCGACCAUCCUCUCGCUGCUGCUCAUCCUCGGCGGCGUCGGGCUCUACGUCUCCAACGACGUCGCCUUCUCGCCCACCGGCGUGGCGUGGAUGGCGUUCAACAUGACGGCGGGCGUGCUCGAGAGGCUGCUCCAGCGGAGGAUGAUUGCGGUGGAGCCGGUGGACAUCAACAAGACGGGGCUGAUGCUGCUCAACAACGUCGUCUCCCUCCUCCCCAUGUCGGUGCUCGUCUAUUGCACCGGCGAGGUGCCGCAGUGGCGGCUCCUCGCCCGCCUGUCCACUGCGGACGGGAUGCUGCUGCUCGCCUCGUGCGUCAACGCCGUCGCAAUCUCGUGGGCGGGCAUCAACGCGCAGGCGUACGUGACCGCGACCACCUUCAUGGUCCUCGCCAACCUCAACAAGUUCGUCGUCGUCGCCUUUGGCAUCGCCGUGCUGCACGAGGCAUCCUCGUGGCAGGCGGUCGUCGGCUGCGGCACGUCGCUGCUCGGAGGGGCGGCGUACGCACGCGCGCGCUCCAACCUGGCGAGCAGGCCCACGCCGGUGAAGUGCAGCGAGGCGGAGGCGGACGACGAGGACGACGAGAAGGCCUCGCUACAACCCGCCUGA